UCGUCUGUUUCUGCAAUUCUACGAUGAGUGUGGAGGAGGAGAGCCUGAGCAGAGGAGUGGUCGAAGUUGAAGAAACUAAUAAGUCCACCACUCCAAUGGCGGAAGCGGAAGAGACCCAGCAGCAACAACUACAGAAUACGCGUCUGAAGCUGGAGAAGACGCACAUCUCAUUUAGCAUUUGGCCCCCGACGCAGCACACAAGGGAAGCCGUCAUCAAACGCCUCGUCGAAACCCUAUCGACAAAUUCCAUCCUCUCCAAGCGCUAUGGUUCCAUGCCAGCAGACGAUGCCUCUUCCGCCGCCCACAAAAUCGAAGAAGAAGCCUUCUCCGUCGCUUCCGCUACCGCCGCUUCCAGCACCGCCGAAGACGACGGCAUCGAUAUUCUUCAGCUCUACUCCAGGGAGAUCAGCAAGAGGAUGCUCGAAACCGUUAAAUCCAGAGCUGCCUCGGCAUCCCCAGCUGAUAAUUCGUCGCCGGUUUCUGUUGCCGCUGAUUCCCCUGUCACUCCUUCAGCCAGUGAGGAAAUCUCAUCUGCUCAAACUGAUAGUUGAAUUUGAGUUUUGAUUUUCGUUUUAGGGUUUAAUGUUGAACUCUUCGUAUGUUGAAAUGCAUCUGUGUUUGUCAUGGAUCGCUACUUAUACUAUAUUGGUUGCCUUGUGGAAUGCAAUUUAUAGGACUUUUCGUUUAGAGUGGUUCUUAUUGAAUGCGGUUGUUUUUGAAUUUUAUGGAAAUAUCUCCUUUCUUGUCCUU
Molecule: messenger RNA, 750 nt
Organism: Telopea speciosissima
Lineage: Eukaryota; Viridiplantae; Streptophyta; Magnoliopsida; Proteales; Proteaceae
Product: MFP1 attachment factor 1-like
Exons: 1
Coding region: 24-551 (175 amino acids)
Biological process (GO): lateral root development; mitotic cell cycle
Source: RefSeq, a predicted model, not a curated record